Meira miltonrushii is the source of this 1477-nucleotide messenger RNA. Its product is annotated as putative 26S proteasome non-atpase regulatory subunit Rpn6. The record is from RefSeq and is a predicted model, not a curated record. Gene Ontology annotation, biological process: ubiquitin-dependent protein catabolic process. Gene Ontology annotation, molecular function: structural molecule activity. Bases 90 to 1418 code for a protein of 442 amino acids. Gene Ontology annotation, cellular component: proteasome regulatory particle, lid subcomplex. Lineage: Eukaryota; Fungi; Basidiomycota; Exobasidiomycetes; Exobasidiales; Brachybasidiaceae. The transcript has a single exon.
AGAGAAAGCCGCGCAACGCAUGCAUUUUGGGUGUUGUUGUCGGAAGAUUGCAUUCAUUACCACUUCUCAUACAAUCAUCCUACACAAAGAUGGCCAUCGAACAAGGUGGACAGCUCAAAGCUGCAGAAGACGCAAUCAAAGCAGGCAAAAAUGCAGAAGGAGAAAGAAUAUUGAAACAAAUUUUAGAGGUGAAAAGCAAUGACGGUACCAGCAAUGAAGGAACCUCUUCCGCUGAUGAAGAUAGCUUACGACAAAGAGAGCUGGCCUUAACAAGACUUGGUCAACUGUAUCGUGAUGAAAAGGAUGCAAAUAAGCUGGCUGAAGCCGUUCGUUCUUCUCGAGCACUCAUGGCUUCCAUCGCUAAAGCAAAGACGGCUAAAUUGAUCCGUACAUUGAUCGACUAUUUUGGUGAUAUUCCAAAUUCUAGCGAUACACAAAUUGCAGUAACAAAGGAAAAUAUCGAAUGGGCACGAGGGGAGAAGCGGGUAUUCUUACGUCAAAACUUGGAAACUCGUUUGAUCGGGCUAUACUUCGAAACCCGUGCUUAUCGGGAAGCAUUACCCUUGAUCGAUUCUCUCUUGAAAGAAUUGAAGAGGCUCGAUGACAAGAUGAUCUUAACAGAGGUGCACUUACUCGAAAGCCGUGUAAAUCAUGCAAUCUCAAAUUUCCCCAAAGCAAAAGCGUCCCUGACAUCCGCACGUACAGCAGCCAAUGCGAUCUAUUGUCCACCUCUCUUGCAAGCCCAGUUGGAUAUGCAAAGUGGUGUUUUGCAUGCUGAGGAUAAAGAUUACACAACAGCAUACUCGUACUUCUUCGAAACACUGGAAGGGCUGGCAUCGCAGGAUGAUUCAAGAGCGCCACUAGCACUGAAAUACAUGCUUAUGUGCAAGAUCAUGCUCAACCUUCCUGAUGAUAUCAACGCAAUCAUAGAAGGCAAGCUUGCUCAGAGGUACGCAGGACGAGAUAUUGAUGCAAUGAAAGCAGUCGCAAAAGCACACGAAGACCGAAGUUUGGAACAAUUUGAAAAAGCAUUGAAAGAAUACAAGGGGGAACUAUCAAAUGAUGCCAUCAUUCGCAACCAUUUGGCAGCUCUUUACGAUACUUUGUUGGAGCAAAACUUAUUGCGAAUUAUUGAACCAUACAGUCGAGUAGAGAUGAGUUAUGUCGCCAAACAGGUUCGACAACCUGUCCGUGAGGUGGAGCAAAAGCUAAGUCAAAUGAUCUUGGAUAAGAAUUUGCAUGGUAUUUUGGAUCAAGGAAAUGGUUGUUUGGUUGUAUUCGAUGAGCCGGAAGAAGAUGUGAGUGUGUGGGAUCAUGUGUGCUUACGAAGGAAGGUAACUGACACAAUAUUUCUCUUUCCCAUUGACAGAAAAUGUAUGAAGAUACGCUUGAUACGAUCAAGCAUGUGUCGAAUGUAGUCGAUUCUCUAGCUGCAAAGGCAAAACGUCUUUCGUAGGAACUGUUUAUCGUUCAAACA